AUGACCAUCCGUAUGAUAACGCGAAUCUCACCUCACAUUGUUCUUUGUCUCUCUUCAUAUCUAUCAAUCUAUCUAUCUAUCUAUCUAUCUAACGAUCUCUGGUCUGUUAAUAUCUAUCUAUCUAUCUAUCUAUCUAUCUAUCUAUCUAUCUAUCUAUAUGUAUGCUCGCAUGACAUCGGCACAAUACGGGAAGUGACAGUUACCGGUCAAAAGCCCAACCCAAUUGACGUAGGUUGCGGGUGCCUGGGGUCACCACCGUCGGUGGGAGAGAUCAUCACGUCUCAAUGGACAGCUACCGCCCGCCUCAAGCUGGGCAGCCCUCAGCCAGGCCUGUCUCAGGAUGACCCAAAGCAACACGGCGUAGGCUUCGCUGUGAGGAACUCGCUGAUACCAGCCAUUGAACCACCAACUGGCGGAUCUGAGGGAAUCCUAGCACUGCGCCUCUCAACAUCUACAGGUUUCGCCAACGUCCUCUGUACCUAUGCGCCAACAUCUGCGCUACCCCAGAGCGCAAAGGUCGACACAUCCUUCUUCAGUGCCACUGACAUCGACAGAAGAUGGCACCACCUCCGUGAUGCCAUAUACACCUCAGCCCUUACUGCGUUCGGGAAGAAGGAUCAUCGAAAUGCGGACUGGUACGAAGUUCACUGGGAUGAGAUACAGCCAGCCUCUCAAGCCAAGAGACAAGCACUUCUGGCCUACAAGGAAAACCCUUGCGUCAAUACCCGCGAUGCCCUCAGACCUGCUCGCAGCAAGACCCAACAGACUACAUGCCGCUGUGCCAACGACUACUGGCUGAACCUGUGCAGCAGGAUUCAGACGGCUGCCGACAGUGGGAACGCAAGAGGCAUAUACGCCGGCAUCAAAAUCGCCACCGGCCCCACUCCCAUCAAGACGGCUACGCUGAAGUCCAGGGCAGGAGAGGUCAUUACAGACCAGGGCAAGCAGUUAGAGGGCUGGGUGGAGCACUACCUGGAGUUUUAUGCAACCCAGAAUGUGGUGACGGAUGCCGCCCUGGAUGCCUUGCCCAGUCUCUUAGUCAUGCAGGAGUUGGAUGCCAGCGCUUUCUGCAGAAGAACUCGGAAAAGCCAUAGUCUCUCAUUCGGGAGGGCCCCUACGAGCAGAAGCGGAAUCUUCAGCCUCCUGGAGAGGAAGGUAGGAUGUCCGCCAAGACUGCUCCACGAGGACAUGCACAGCACAGUCUGCUACAACGGCGGAGCUUCCGACGCCUUACCUGCGUUGCUGUUGGGCCAACGGGACGAGUACAGAUUGGCAAUGGGCGAGCAGCUGAGUGUUCAGCCAUUGCUGUUGAUGAAUCCAACUUCACUGCCACCUUCGACCAUCGGAGGCGAUCCUGGACUGAUUGGCGCCAUUCAUGUGGAUGAACGAACGCAGACCAAAUCAUGUCCAUCCAGAGGCGACCUGUGCAGCGCCAGAAAAACCGUCCAUCGCCGUUAA
This is a messenger RNA of Acanthosepion pharaonis, 1458 nucleotides long. The record is from the annotation of a GenBank genome assembly. NCBI's taxonomy places the organism in Eukaryota, Metazoa, Mollusca, Cephalopoda, Sepiida, Sepiidae.